GAUAUGUCUUCGUCCAGUCCGAACUCAGGGUCGAAGACCGGAACCAACAGUCGACCGACCAGCAAAGACGGCUCUAAGAAGAACAUUUGGUCUUCGCUAUUAGAUACCGUUGCUAAUGGGAAGCGCUUGCCUGAAAAGAACUUGUUGGUGCUAGGUGGUACACCGGACAGCCAGCGAGAAUUCCUCGACACCUUCUCCGCCGAUACAUCUGCGGACCCCGCUCUAGCAAAUGACAAACGAAAGGGUAAAGGGAAGGUCCCGCCAAUCGCCAAUCAGUUUGCGCUCGGCUACACAUAUCGAGAUGUUCUUGACGCCGAUAAAGAAGAUACGCUGGCCCGCGUCUCAGCUUAUCUCCUGUCCGAACCCUCUCCGUCAUUUGCGCCCCUUCUCAAACCACUCUUGACCCCCAAGUCUGUACCGGAAACGCUGGUUGUGAUCCUAAUGGAUUGGUCAGACCCAUGGACGUGGGUCCGGAGGCUCAGGGAAUGGGUCCGUCUACUGCGCUCUGUACUUGUUUCGCUCGACGACGAGACCAAGAUUGUUAUGGAAGAAACAAUGCUGGAAUGGCGUGACCGUAAACGAGGAAUGGAUGCGACUAACGCGACUGCCGGUGGCCUUUCAAACUCAAGUGGCCCAAUCACAAUACCUCUAGGUCCAGGCGAAUGGGAUGAAGGCCUCGGUAUUCCUAUGUGUGUUGUCUGCCAAGGAGCGGACAAAAUUGAGAAACUGGAAAAGGAUCAUGGAUGGCAUGAAGAGCAAUUCGACUUCAUCCUCCAGUUCCUCAGAACGAUUCUCUUGAAGCACGGCGCAUCCCUCAUUUAUACUACCCCAUUCCUGGCAGGCUCACUUCAGGGCUUAGUCCACUCCUCACUCGGCAUACAUUCUUUGCUGAAGAAGGAAUCAUUAAAACAUAAUGUCAUUGACCGCGACAAGAUUCUCGUGCCAGCAAACUGGGACUCAUGGGGCAAGAUUCGAAUCAUCCGAGAGGGGUUCGACAUGGAAGGAGUGUCAACGGCGUGGUCUAUCGAGAUUCAAGAUCCCCCCGAGUCGAUCUAUCAAACCACAAACAGUGCCCAAGAAAACGAGCACGGCCUAGCGGAAGAUGGCACAAGUGCCGUGACCACGUUUGAACAAACAAUUUAUGAUCCCAAGCAAGGCACAGUUGGCGCCAACCCGAACAACAACAGCACCAAGAUCGAGAUUGAAUCCACUGAUCUCCAAGAUUUCUUUGCGAAUCAAGCGAAUAUUUUGGAAGAUCUUAAAGCCAGAGACGACAAGGAGCACACAACUCAGCAAGCACCACAACUGGAAAUGUCACCCAUGGCCGACGAAGGCAAAGUAAACGAGCAUAUCGGUCCUGUGCAAUUCAACAUGGGCGGAAUCCAAGUGGACGCCGAUGAUAUGUUGAAAAAGCUUCGGGAUCGAGAAGCCGUUCGAACUCAAAAGAAAGAGACUCCAACUCCGCCUGCUAGCGAUGACAAGGCGCACAAUCAGGCUUUGGCAAACUUCUUUGCUGGUCUUGUCAAGAAACCUGGCUCAAGUCCCCGUGGAAGCCCCUCGGCUUGA
This is a messenger RNA of Penicillium brevicompactum, 1566 nucleotides long. Its product is annotated as dynein family protein. Gene Ontology annotation, molecular function: dynein heavy chain binding. Lineage: Eukaryota; Fungi; Ascomycota; Eurotiomycetes; Eurotiales; Aspergillaceae. The annotation marks the transcript as partial. The record is from RefSeq and is a predicted model, not a curated record. Gene Ontology annotation, biological process: microtubule-based movement; microtubule cytoskeleton organization. The transcript is spliced from 6 exons. Gene Ontology annotation, cellular component: centrosome; cytoplasmic dynein complex.